Molecule: messenger RNA, 6081 nt
Organism: Priapulus caudatus
Lineage: Eukaryota; Metazoa; Priapulida; Priapulimorpha; Priapulimorphida; Priapulidae
Product: sodium channel protein para-like
Biological process (GO): membrane depolarization during action potential; neuronal action potential; sodium ion transmembrane transport
Cellular component (GO): voltage-gated sodium channel complex; plasma membrane
Molecular function (GO): voltage-gated sodium channel activity
Source: RefSeq, a predicted model, not a curated record
AUGGCCGACGACAACAAGAAUUCCACCAUCUUCCGCCGACUCACCCAGGCGUCGCUAGUCGAGAUGACACAGCGGCAGGUCGAGCACAAGGCGCACAUCGAAGCGUUGAAGCACAAACGCAAGGAGCGAGAGAGGCGCCGAACCGAGGCGCCGACACACGAAGAGGCGACGGAGGCGGCGGCGGCGGGGCACGAAGAGGAGCCGCCCCUCGGCUCGACGCCGCUGCCGCCGCACGACGAGGAGGAGGCCGCAAAGGUGGAGCUGUUCAGCGGAUAUUGUCGUGAAGUCUACGCCGCAUAUCCCGGAAAGCAUCAGCAGGAGAAGCUUCUGCCGAAUAAAGAUCUGGUGGCCGGCCAGACUCUGCCACCGAUGUACAUAGAUCGGAUCCCCGACGAACUGCUCGCCACGCCUCUAGAGGAAGUAGAUCCAUUCUACGCGCAUAGCUACACAAUGUUUAGCGCUAUAGUCAUGAUCACGAUCCUAGUCAACUGCAUUUUCAUGGCGCGAAAGGCGCCGCCGAAGGGGUGGAUUUUUACUGGCAUAUAUACAUUUGAAAUGACAAUCAAACUUCUAUCUAGAGGAUUCAUCUUAGAACAUUUUACAUAUCUUCGUGACGCGUGGAAUUGGCUUGACUUUUGUGUGAUACUUCUAGCAUAUUUAACAGAAAUGGUAGAAGGUUUAGGGAAUUUCACCGUAUUGCGGACAUUCAGGGUGCUUAGAGCUCUUAAAACUGUAGCUGUAUUACCAGGUUUGAAAACUAUCGUUGGUGCUUUACUGGAGGCGGUGAAAAGGCUGCGUGACGUCAUCAUACUCACGAUCUUCGUGCUGGCGGUGUUCGCUCUCAUCGGGCUUCAGAUCUACAUGGGAUCUCUGCGGCAGAAGUGCGUGCAGGACAUACCGCUGGAGUACGGCAAUGUCACCGACGACUUCCGCGAGGAUUGGAAGCUCAACUCGUGUACGUAUACGGGAAGACUUCAUCUUGUCUUCUCUGGGAUGGAGCGGAGGAGGGGCGCGUGUCCCGAGGACUUCACAUGCUACGAGAAGCUGGGAGAUAAUCCUAACUACGGCUACACCAGCUUUGACAAUUUCUACGUGGCAAUGCUGUCGGCGUUUCGACUUAUGACGCAGGAUUAUUGGGAGAAUCUUUACUCGCUGAUCCUGCGGGCUAACGGCAUAAUCCACAUCAUCUUCUUCAUGAUGGUCAUCUUCUUCGGCUCCUACUAUCUUGUCAACCUGAUCCUUGCCGUCGUCGCGAUGUCGUACGACGAGCAGCAGGCGGCGACGAAGAAAGAGGCCGAGGAGGCGGAGGCGGCGAGACAGGAGGAGGACGACCGGUUGGCGCGCGUUAAGGGGGAGGAGGAACACCACGCCGAGGCGCACGACGCCGUCAAGAAGUCUCCGUCGGACUUCUCCUGCGGUAGCUACGAUCUGUUCGUCGGCCAGGAUGGCCUCAGUAAGGACGCGUCGGACGACAAGCGAUGUGAGAAGAUUAGUGUCAGCAUGAAGUCGCAGGACCUCCUCGACAGGGACUCGACAGCCGACAAGCUUAGCGUUGCCCAGCAACAGCAGCAGCAGCAGCAGGUGAACGGAACCGGACGCCAGACCAGUGUAACACCUGGAUCACCUUAUAAUCGACGUGGCAGCAAAUCGAGCCAGUUUAGUUGGCGUAACGGCAAGCGAGCGGCGGACAGGAAACGGCUCGUCGAGGCCGCCUCGCUCUUUGAUACUGUAGAUUUCCCGUACGCGGACGCGUCGGCCACCGUAACGCCGACGUCUGAGAUAUUCAGUGACACCGCGACGCUGCCGAGAAUACACGCGCCCGGUCACGCAGACGCGCUAGCGCUCACGCCCGCCGCCGCCGCCGCCGCAGCCGCAGCGCGCACGUCGUCGCCGCCCCCCAACCACGCACUCUUCAACGGUCGGCUCGUGCGCGACCAGACGCCACACGGUGACAGCAAAUUGCUUGACUCCCACUCGACGUACGCGCGCAAUUUGGGAAUGCACUCGCUCAUUCCCGACGGCGGCGUCAAAGACAAAAAGAACAAUGUAAGAACCGCGCAAAGCAAGGAAAAUGAACUUAUCGAGCUAAAGUACUUGUUUCCCACCACCGAUAUUGAAGAUUCGCUGUUCACGACCGGGUUUAACUGGGAUCGGGGAUGGCUGAAACCACGGGCAGCCUCCUGCGAACCAUCCCUCACCAACUCUCCCAGCCCGACGCCGCCCGAGACACGAGACGAACACGCACACGAAGAGGAGAAAGAGGACACGCCCUGCGCCGUAAAGAUGCAUCAUUACGCGAUGGACUACGUGCUCGGCUGGGAAUGCUCGCCCUGCUUCAAGAAGGUGCAGAACGUCAUCGGCUUCUUCAUCCUCGACCCCUUCGUCGAUCUGUUUAUCACGAUCUGCAUCGUCGUCAACACUCUCUUCAUGGCGCUCGACUUCUACGGCAAGUCGGACGCUCUCGACCGCACGCUGACCAACGGCAACUCAUUUUUCACGGCCGUAUUCGCGAUCGAGUGCUUUGCUAAGAUGCUCGCCAUGAGUCCGAAGUAUUACCUGAAGGACGCCUGGAACUGCUUCGACUUCUUCAUCGUGAUGUUGAGUCUGCUAGAGAUGGCCAUGGACGACGUCGGCGGAUUCUCGGUCCUCAGAUCUUUUCGAUUGUUACGGGUAUUUAAGUUAGCCAAGUCGUGGCCCACACUCAACCUUCUGUUCAGCAUCAUGGGUCAGUCGCUGGGUGCGCUGGCCAACCUCACCUUCAUCCUCGGCAUUGUAGUCUUCAUCUUCGCCGUCGUCGGCAUGCAGCUGUUUUCCGCUCGAUACACAGACGUAAAAAGCCGAUUCGGUGGCGUCAAGCCGCGCUGGAACUUCGCGACUUGUCUGCACUCGUUCAUGAUCGCGGAGUCCCUGUUUCGCGUGCUGUGCGGAGAGAUGUGGAUAGAGUCGAUGUACUGCAUGCACGUCGCCGGCGCCAUGUGGUGCCCUUCUCCGUUCCCGCUUCUACUCGUUCGUCCGUCAUCGGCAAUCUCGUGGGUGCUCAAUCUGUUCUUGGCUCUGCUACUCAGCUCCUUUUCGGGUGAUACAUUUAUCCAGUCGGAGGACACGGAACCUAACAAACUACAAGAGGCGAUCGACAGAAUCAAGAGGUUCGUCGCGUUUACGAAAGCGUGGAUGCUACGGUCGAUUAAAUCCAAGACCAAGCCGAGGUCACACGAUCACAAGGUCGCAGCCGUCAAAUCUGGUAAUCAAGUAGAUAGCAUAGCUUGCGAGGUUCUAGCCGACGGUGAGGUGCGACUGAAAGCACAAAAUAGCAAAGACCGUGAUGCGACGAAAGACGACAUAGAUUGCUUGCCUAACAACGUUAAGAAAGACCUCGACAGGGAAGGUUGGCCAGCCAACAACGUCAGCGUCACGUGUGUGCAACUGAACGAGAAGAAGACUGUGAUAGCAUCUCCCAGAGAUUACGAAAAGACGCAGAACGGGCAGACUAAGAGCAGUCAGGAGGCGAUCGCGUCAAUGUCGGACGACAUCAAGAGUAACAAGUCGAAGUCGUCGUCUUCGUGCACGUCGCGCGACGAAAUGAUGGGAAGUGCCGAUAAGGAGACGCCCCCAAAGUCUCCAAGCCUCGAGUCGAUUGAACGCGGGGAGAAGACGUCCAUCGUCGGCUCCCACAAAGAGGAGGGCAACGAAGCGGCCGCCGGGGUAGAGGGGGAGGAGGAGGAGGAGGAGAACAACGAGCCGGAGCCUUGCUUCUCCGUCGCCCUGCACGUCGAGGGUCCGGGUCCCACAAUCGUCUGGACCCGCACCCGCCACGUCGCCGCCGCGCUAACUGUGUUCCUCUCGCGCGACAUGGCCUGGAGGACGUCUACCUGCACACCGUCCGUGAUAUCAUUUGUCAACCUGGCAGCAGAAUACAUAGAAAGCCUUUCUAACAUGAGUGCCUUCCGUUCGAUGCGAACACUGCGCGCCCUGCGCCCGCUACGAGCAGUGUCGCGCUGGGAAGGGAUGAAGAUCGUCGUCAACGCGCUGAUCGGCGCCAUACCAUCGAUUUCGAACGUCUUCGUCGUCUGCCUCGUCUUCUGGCUAAUCUUCUGCAUCAUGGGCGUGCAGUUCUUCGGCGGAAAGUUCUUCAAAUGUAUCGACAUCGAGGGCAUCAAGCUGAGCUACGACAUCGUGCAGACGAAAGAGCAGUGUCUGUUGCUGGAGAGCACCAUGAAUUACACGUGGGUGAACGCGGCCGUCAACUUCGACAACGUCGGCAACGCCUACCUGGCCCUGCUGCAAGUGGCAACGUGGAAAGGCUGGAUAACUAUCAUGUAUGACGCCAUCGAUGCCGUUGGGCAAGAGGAGCAGCCGAAAGAAGACAACCAGGUGUACAUGUAUCUGUACUUCGUCAUCUUCAUCGUGUUCGGUGCUUUCUUCACUCUCAACCUCUUCAUCGGUGUCAUCAUCGACAACUUCAACGCGCAGAAGAGGAAAAUGGGUGGAAAUCUGGAGCUGUUCAUGACUGAAGAUCAGAAGAAAUACUACAAGGCUAUGAAGAAACUAGGAUCAAAGAAGCCGGGCAAGCCGAUCCCGCGGCCAAAGAUGAAGAUCCAAGCGCUCGUCUUCGACCUGACGACCAAUCAAAAGUUCGACAUCUUCAUCAUGUCCGUCAUCUGCCUGAACAUGAUUGCGAUGUGCAUCGAGCACUACGGACAGACGAAGACCGUCGAACACGUCCUCUUCAACGUCAACCUAACCUUCAUCGGUAUCUUCACGUUCGAAUGCGUGCUGAAGCUGAUCGGUCUGCGAUGGCACUACUUCAAACAGCCGUGGAACGUGUUCGACUUCGUCGUAGUCGUGAUGUCAAUCGCCGGUCUCCUCCUAGCGGACCUCAUCGAGAAGUACUUCGUAUCGCCGACGCUUCUGAGAGUCGUGCGCGUCGCCCGCGUUGGCCGCAUCCUGCGUCUCAUCAAGGGCGCGCAGGGAAUCCGCACGCUGUUGUUCGCGCUUGCCGUAUCCCUGCCGGCUCUCUUCAACAUCGCCAUGCUGCUCUUCCUCAUCAUGUUUAUCUUCAGCACGUUCGGCAUGGGCUUCUUCGCCUUCACGAAGCCGAUGUACGGACUCGACGACGUGCUGAACUUCCAGACGUUCGCGCAGGCGAUGGUCGUCCUGUUCCAAAUAUCGACGUCGGGCGGCUGGGACGGCGUGCUCGCAGCGCUAUCUAUCGGCGAGCCCGACUGCGAUCCGAAGGCGCCGCCGAAUGAGAAAACGUACGGCAACUGCGGGAAUCCGGGCGUCGCCGUGCUGUUCCUCGUCACCUAUCUAGUCAUCACGUUCCUCAUCGUCAUCAACAUGUACAUCGCUGUGAUACUCGAAAACUUCUCGCAGGCGCAGGAGGACGUGCAGGAGGGCCUCACCGACGACGACUUCGACGUCUACUACGAGAUCUGGGAGAAGUUCGACGUGAAGGGCUCCAACUACAUCCCCGUGACGAUGGUCAGCGACCUUGUCGACGCGCUAGAGGACCCGCUGCGGAUUCCAAAGCCAAACAUCAUCAGUCUGGUGACGAUGAACAUCGCCAUCUGCAGCGGCGACCGCGUGCACUGCGUCGACAUACUCGACGCGCUGACGAAGAACUUCCUCGGAACGACGGGCGACCUCGGCUCGAUCGGCGGCGACGACACCGACAUGCUGGCGAAGCGCGGCGAGGACUACGACCCGGUGUCGACGCUGCUGGAGCGACAGCAGCAGAUCGUCGCCGCGCGCACCAUACAGAGGGCGUGGCGCACCUUCCAGCAGCGACGCAACAGCGGCUGGGUGCCGCCGCCAAUGCCCUCCUCCCGACGCCCCUCUGCAGCGUCCGUGCUGCUGCCGAAGAGCUCCAGUGCGCAGAGCGUCGGCGCCGCGUCUCAGAGGAGCCGCGGCAGCGCGCGCUCGGCGCUCUCCGGGUCGAGGCGGCGUCCGAGCGCGUCCGGUUCUAGUUCCAGACACAGCGUGUCGAGCGGUCAGAAUCCGCCGCUCGGCGAAGCGGCGCUGCCGUCGCCGCUUGAUGAAGUCACCGUUACCUUGACGACGCCCAGCGACGAUAAGACGUAG